AGCCAUGUCACCUGCCGAGGUUAUUUAAAGCCAAUUCUUGGCGUGUUUGACACACGUGCUUCACAACCAGUCGAACAAAGAACGUUCUCCCAUAGCGUUUGAAACGCAGCAUCGAGUGUAGCUUUUGAAAGGGAACAGACCUUAACCCCAUUGAAAAUCUUUGCGAUGUGCUGGAGAAGAUUUUGCGCUGCAGUCCGAUACUCCCGUCAUCAAUACAAGAUCUUGGCAAAUUGCAGAAGCUUAUCGAAACAAUGAAACGGCGAAUGCGUGCCGUAAUCAAAGCUAAAGGCGGUCCAACAAAAUUUUAGAUGUGUGAUUUUUUUUGGGACAGGCAGUGUGAAAUCAACGAUAUGAAUGCCUCACAUUUCAGUAUUGUAACUGGACUUAGAUUCCCAAAAAUAUACCAUGUGGAACUCAAAAGCAUUACGAUUUUAUAUGUAUAAAAUCUGCUAGUUUUCUCCACCCAUGUUCUCCCUAGUUUGCCAACAAUACGUAGUCACCAACUGCAAUUCUGCAUUCUUGUCCUCUGGUUAGUGGUUAUUGGUUUUUGACAGGCUUCAGGAGUCAACCUGUUUCAAGUCAUCUCUUAGACCUUUCACUUAUGUAUCAUGUCAUUUGAGCUCUUUCUACAUUGUUGAACAUAACAUCCACAGGAAGUUUUGGAAUUCUUCCAUACAUUAAGUAGAAUGGGGUAUAGCCUGUAUUCUCACAUGCGAUCCAGUUGUAGGCAAAAGUUGCUCAUGAAUCAAUCAGCUCCCAAAAUUUGGCCUUUGGUCUGAAUGGAUUCUUUCUGGAAAUCCAUACACACAGCAAUUUUGCCACUUGUUUGUCGACUGUUCGCUGUUAGGAAAGGCAUGAGCCAUUCUGGUAAUAUGGUCUGUUACCACCAGGAUGUCCACAUUUCCAACUUUCUCUUGCCGGUAACAUCUUUACACACUCUAUAAAAAGCCUCCAUUUUGUUUUUCAUAUAGUGUUUUUCAAACUGUGAAUCACUUGGUGGAGCAAUUGGUUCAAUUGAUUCAAAGCUUUGAAAAGCUUUGUUUCUCCCAUCACUAUCUCAGUGUGUAGUGUGGCGGGCCGGCCAAUGGCAAAUCAGCAUCGCCACGGAAAUGGCACAAUCAAGCCGUCACACCUGCUGAUCGUCGCCAGCUGCACCCAAUCCGGCUCACCCUUUUUAAGAGGGAACUGAAGGAGAAAGGGUGAGCGUGUUCUCCACUUGUGAGUGAUAUCUCUGACCCAUGUUUGUUUUUCUCGUCUUACAGAAUCCAGCGGCUGACAAUCAGCAGACACCACCACCACAUACGACUCACUUCACACCGGAUCGGCACGACUUCAGAGCCUGCUGCACUGCAUAAAACACCGAAGGAGCCACUCCCCACAGAUCCCUCACCUGUGUUUUUCUGACUGCACUCGCUCUGAAAUAAAUCACCCUCCGGGGAAUUACACCACAACUUAUUGUUGUGCCUGUCUCCUCUCUCUACCCGCCACAUUUGGUGGAGAAUGCGGGCACCGUUUUGAGACGAAGGAACUAAGUUUUUUUUUCUUUUUUCUGUGGUUGUUUCCCGGUGUGACGUUGUGUCACCAGAACCCGCUCUCUCUCUCUCUCUCUCUCUCUCUCUCUCUCUCUCGCUCACUCGCUCCUGUCCGGUGAGGGUGACGACCGGCCGAGAUGGAAGAGGUCCUACGACGCCUGACCGAGAUUCUCGGAGAAGCUCGCCCGUCGGCAGGAGAGGAUGGAACAAGCUUUCGAGGGAGUGAGUGCGUCUGCCGCCCGAGUGCCACUUCCGGAUGUGCGCUCCACAGCUCACCACGUUCUCACGAAGCUGACGGAGUUGGACGACAUUGACGCCUACUUACCUUUGAGGUCGUUUCCCACCGAGAGGCUUGGGAUAAGAGUGAGUGGGCGAGGCUCCUGCCCCCCUUUUUAACCGGCAAGGCCCAACGAGCUUACUUCGCCCUUCAGCCACCCCACAGCGAGGACUAUGAGGUCCUAAAAGGGGAGAUCCUCACCCGGAUGGGGUUGUCGCCAGUGGGGUCGGCCCAACAGUUACAGCAAUGGCCGUAUGAUGACCGGCAGCCCAUCCGGGCCCAGGCCGCCCAACUUACUCGGAUUGCUCACCUCUGGCUACUCGCCGGCGAGCCCACAGCUGUCCAAGUGGCCGAGAGGGUCGUAAUCGAUCGUCUGUUGAGGGCUUUGCCUCGCCGCCUGAGGGGGCCAGUGAGUAUGUGGAACCCCAACACGCUGAGAGACCUGGUGGAGUCGGUAGAGCUGGCCGAUGCGGCCUUCACACGGGACGGAGGAGAGAGAGCGGUGACGCAGCCCCGGAGGGUGAACCCCAUGUGGCGACCGUGAGAAAACACCUCACGACCAGAUAACAGACCGCCGGUGGCCACCCCGAGGGACGAACCGAUGCCGAUCGAAGCUGCCUCAUCGGCGCCGCGGGCUUGGCUCACAGGCUGUGCCGUCCACCGAAAACUCCCCUCCAACGCCCCGGAGAGAGUGGUACAGGGCGAUGGACAAAUGGCGGUGGCUACGCUCGACUCGGGGAGUUCGAUCACUCUGGUGCGGACGGACGUGCUUCCGGCCCGACCCUAUGAAGAGGCGAAGCUCCCCAUAAAGUGUGUGCACGGAGACACCCGCGAAGUCGCGGGCCGCCGAGUGACGAUCUCGGCGAAACCAGGAACGUGGCAGUUCGAGGUAGGAGUGGUUCCCGACCUCCCCGUAGCCGUCCUACUGGGACGCAACUGGUCCGGCUUCAACCGCUUGAUGGCGAUGACGGUACAGCCCCACAACGGAAGAGCCCGCGAGCGUCGACGUACACCGGGGCCCCGACCUGUCUUGAUGGCCACUGAGGACGAAAGGGAGGAAUCCAGCGGCUGACAAUCAGCAGACACCACCACCAUCACAUACGCACGACUCACUUCACCCCGGAUCGGCACGACUUCAGAGCCUGCUGCACUGCAUAAAACACCAAAGGAACCACUCCCCACGGAUCCCUCACCUGUGUUUUUCUGACUGCACUCCCUUCACCCUCCGGGGAAUUAUAUGGAGCGAAAAUUGUGCCUAAACUUAACAAACAAAUCCAGCGUUUUGCAAACAAACGCAAACUUUUUUGCAAAAGAAACUAAACUCUGAAACAAACAGAAAGCGUUUUACAAAUACAUAAUGCAAUUCGAGAGAAAAUGCAAAGGUGUAACAUAUAAAUGUACUGUGUUUAAGUCUCACCUUUUUAUGAGAUUCUCUCAGCUUGAUUUUCUCACAAAUGUGACCGUGCAGAUUUUCUCACAAAUGUUAUUGUCAAGAUUUUCUCACAAAUGUGACCGUGCAGAUUUUCUCACAAAUGUGAUCGUCCAGAUUUUCUCACAAAUGUGACCGUGCAGAUUUUCUCACAAAUGUGAUCGUGCAGAUUUUCUCACAAAUGCAUGUGCAACAGCAGGUGGUGCUAUUGGGAAUUAGUUUCUAUAGGAAGAAGCCAUGAACAUUACCUUGCGUGCCACCCUUGCCAGUGCCAGAAACUGAAUUUAUUUCAUUCAUCAAGUUUCAUUCAGUUAGUCUCAUGAAAUUUAUUGAAACUGUUAAUAAUAAUCAGUUGCUGUUCUUAAUAAUAAAUAAUGAAAUAUGCAUUGGUUUUAAUAUACAAAUAACAUACAACAAACUGGAUGCAUUUGCAAUGUUGUCACCCCUUCCACCCCAUCUCAUUCUCUCGUUCUUUUUUCCCAACUGUUUACGUUCACAAAACAAACUACUUUUUCAAGGAUACUUUCUUAUAGGGGAAUUUUGACAUAAUUUUGUGUUUAUAUCAGGGCUUGCUCUAGGCAUGGGCAGGGGUGGGCUGAAUCCCCCUAAACAUCUGUCCUGCCCACCCAAUGAGAAUCAAAAAAUAACACCAAAAAUUGUUGUAUUUUCUAUUGGCUGAAAGCAACGUCACUCUUCACUUCACUGCUCUGGCUUUAGUUUGUAACAGAGAAGCAUGCUACAGGUGGAAGCAAAAUACUGUGCAUAGGAAUUUUAGAGCACUGCACAUAUGUAAAAUUAAGCAUGUCAAAUUAAUUGUGCAGUAAAAUCAGAUUCAUUUCGUCUUAUUUUGUGCUGUUAACAAAUAGCUAUUAUUUGCUUGCAAUAUAUAGGCUAGAUUUUAACCUAUUGACUUUCAGUAAUGACUGAAAGCUACAUCUUCCGAAGCUCCCGCUUCAGAAAUAAAUCUGUUUCUCUCCAUCUCAAACACCCCAAUUCACGCUGCAGGUCCCUUGCGAAAAAAAAAGAGCACUUUAAUAUACUUUUUAAAAGUGUACUUAUUACGUAAACAAUGUACUUUAAAACAGCAUACUUAAGUGUGAAUUAAUUGUAAUGUUUUCAACCAUCUAAAUACGUAUUAUCUGUAAUUUACUUCAAAUAUAUUGCAGUUUUAUUUUGUAUUAAAGGCAAUAAGCUGAACUUUUGAGUGAUUUUUUUGAACAACUUAAGUGGCACUUUAAUACAUUUUUACGUGUACUUUCAAAUUUGCUUAUAGUGUCUGUAAAAUAUGUUUAAAGUGAAUUGUUAAAUGUGUUAACAAGCAAUUAAUAUGAAAUAAAACGUUGGUUGAAAAUACACUUAAAUGUGAAUUUAAUGCAAUUUUUUAGACAAACUAAAUGCUUAUUAUUUGUGUUAAUUAUGUCAAAUAUAUUGCAGUUUAAUUUAAUAUUAAAUACAAUAACUUGGCAUUUUUUAACCACCUAAGCGGCACUUUAAUACAUCUUGAUGUGCACUUUUAACUUCAUGGUUAAGAUGUGCUUCUGAAAAUACUGAAAAAGCAAUAACAGUGACUUAAAAUGUGCAUUCAUUUAAUUUGAAUGCAAAGCAAACAAAAACUACAAUGCUUACACAGACAAGAAAAUAGACCAUGUUUGUUAGUUAAAAGUGUGUAUUCAGCACAUUUAUUGCAAUAAUGAAUAUGAACGUCUAAAUGGCCAACAAAAAAAUUCAAAUCGAUAAAGAAAAAAAGCAGAUAAACAAAGGCUUAAGUUAAAUUACAAAUUGUAUUUUAAACUUGCA
This is a messenger RNA of Triplophysa rosa, 5035 nucleotides long. RefSeq lists its product as uncharacterized. The transcript has 2 exons. Gene Ontology annotation, molecular function: aspartic-type endopeptidase activity. Gene Ontology annotation, biological process: proteolysis. The record is from RefSeq and is a predicted model, not a curated record. The coding region runs from base 2411 to 2881 and encodes 156 amino acids. Lineage: Eukaryota; Metazoa; Chordata; Actinopteri; Cypriniformes; Nemacheilidae.